Molecule: messenger RNA, 1169 nt
Organism: Penicilliopsis zonata CBS 506.65
Lineage: Eukaryota; Fungi; Ascomycota; Eurotiomycetes; Eurotiales; Aspergillaceae
Exons: 2
Coding region: 38-829 (263 amino acids)
Biological process (GO): protein transport to vacuole involved in ubiquitin-dependent protein catabolic process via the multivesicular body sorting pathway
Cellular component (GO): ESCRT II complex
Source: RefSeq, a predicted model, not a curated record
ACGACGACAACGACAACGACUUCGAAGCUCAACAAUCAUGUCCACUCGGCGUGGUGUCGGUCUCGGCGCAUUUGCUAAUCGGAAUCAAGCUACCCAGUCAUAUGCGAGCCAUGGCGCGAAUUUACGAUCCACGCAUCUGUCAUCGUUGCAGACCCAACUGGCCGUAUUCCAGUCCUUACUCCACACGUUCGCGUUGGAACACAGCUCGACAAUCAAGUCCAACCCGACGUUCCGGGCGGAAUUUGCACGCAUGUGCAAUGCCAUAGGCGUAGAUCCUCUCGCAGCAAGCAAUAUCAAGGGCAAGAAUGGCCGGAGGGGCCUGGGCGAGGGCGGCGGGAAUUUCUGGACGCAGAUACUGGGCGGCGACAUGAACGAUUUCUACUUCGAAGUCGCCGUCCGGGUCGUGGAGCUAUGUCGAGAGACACGCAGCGAGAAUGGGGGUCUAAUUGGGGUGGAGGAAUGCCGCAAGCGGGUUGGAAAAGGGAAGGCGAUUGGAAGCGGGUUGGAGGUGACCGAAGAUGAUAUUCUUCGUGCGGUCAAGUCGUUGGAACCGCUAGGCUCGGGGUUUUCAAUCGUCCGCGUCGGGCAGAAACAAUAUAUUCGGUCAAUCCCCAAGGAGCUCAAUACCGAUCAAGCCACAGUGCUCGAAGUCAUCCAGAUUUUGGGUUAUGUCAGCGUGUCGAUGCUGCAGUUAAACUUGAACUGGGAGAAAGCUCGGUCACAGACUGUCAUUGACGAUUUGCUCGCUGACGGGCUUGUCUGGGUAGACGCCCAGGCCGAAGAGAAGGAGUAUUGGUCUCCUGCAAAUCUCUUGGAUGAUAGUUUUUGAUAUCCCGAAAGUAAACAUCAUAGCAUUCUGGAAUUUGUGACCGCAAAGACCUUCUAGCCUUUCAGCAUAUACAUAUAUAUAUAUUCAUAUAUAUAUGCACCCCAAAUUACCACAACCCGGAAGAUUCCAACCAUUGACAAGAUGACAUGUCACCUUUAAGGAGCAAUCAACUGGAAUCGAACCAUUCGGGAUUAUAUCAUCACUACAGAGCGCCACAGGGAAGACGCUUCAGGUCGAAUCUAACUUGACCAAGGGCCCAGUGGACAUAUGGUUAGAAAAGGUAUUACUCCAUACCUAGUCAGCUAUGAAUGAAGUAAUUAUAUAAAUACCAACUGAUCAC